Sitophilus oryzae (rice weevil) is the source of this 585-nucleotide messenger RNA. RefSeq names its product pollen-specific leucine-rich repeat extensin-like protein 3. The transcript has a single exon. Bases 21 to 566 code for a protein of 181 amino acids. The record is from RefSeq and is a predicted model, not a curated record. NCBI's taxonomy places the organism in Eukaryota, Metazoa, Arthropoda, Insecta, Coleoptera, Curculionidae.
UUCAAAUAAAGCAAAAGAAAAUGCUUAGAAAAACUAUAACAUUAGUUCUUGUAGCUUACUUAAAUGUAAGCUUAGCAGAACCGCAGAGAUGGCAAUCGAACUCCAGAAUAUCAAGGUUCCAAAGGCUACAGGCUCCACCCCCACAAUCUGCUGCUCCAGCCCAACCUCCUGUUCCUCAGACAGUUUAUGGACCACCAUCUCCAGCGCCUAGUUAUGGACCCCCACCACCACCAAGUGCAUCUUAUGGACCUCCAAGUCAAGAUCCUUCGCUGACUACUACAGGGGCAGCCACUACUACUGAACUACCUGCCACAACAGAACCAAACUCGGAAUCGGUGAAUGCUACCAGCGCCAGCGGUCGAUUGAGAGAAAAGCCAGAUACUGGGGUUUAUUAUAUUUAUCAUCCUAGUGGGCUUUUGCAAAAAGUUAGGUAUGAGACUAAAGAUGAUGUUAGAAAUAAGGCCUUUAAUGCCAGACUGAAGUAUGAGAACGUUGAACCUAUAGCUGGGCCAAUUUAUACCUACGACCCUCAAUCUUAUGUGUUUCAAAGAAUUAAGAAGCGAUAAACUAAGACAUGCCAUUCUU